Neofelis nebulosa (Clouded leopard) is the source of this 1193-nucleotide messenger RNA. RefSeq names its product biogenesis of lysosomal organelles complex 1 subunit 3 (gene BLOC1S3). Gene Ontology annotation, cellular component: BLOC-1 complex. NCBI's taxonomy places the organism in Eukaryota, Metazoa, Chordata, Mammalia, Carnivora, Felidae. The record is from RefSeq and is a predicted model, not a curated record. The transcript is spliced from 2 exons. The coding region runs from base 143 to 739 and encodes 198 amino acids.
GUAGGCGAGUGGCCCACGUGUUUGGCCGCCAUGCCCGCUCUAUCCGCUUCCCUAUUGGUUGGGGCUCCCUCGGUGAAGGCGGGGCACUUCGGCUGCGUAGCAGAUCUUCCAGGCUCGGAGCUUCGGUAAUCAGUUCGGCCCCAUGGCGUCCCAGGGUCGUCGGCGGAGGCCGCCGCGGAGGCCCGUGACGGUGGUGCCGGGGGAGGCGGCCGAGACGGAUUCGGAGCUCUCAGCGUCCUCGUCGGAGGAGGAGGAGCUGUACCUGGGCCCCUCGGGCCCGACGCGCGGCCGCCCUACGGGGCUGCGGGUGGCCGGGGAGGCCGCGGAGACCGACUCGGACUCGGAGCCGAAGGCCGCGCCGGGGGACCUGCCUCCGCUCGUGGUGCAGCGGGAAAGGGCCGGGGAGACCUGGGGGACCGAGGAGACGCCGGCGCCAGCCCCCGCGCGCACGCUGCUGCAGCUCCGGCUGGCCGAGAGCCAGGCGCGGCUGGACCACGACGUGGCGGCCGCGGUGAGCGGCGUGUACCGCCGCGCCGGCCGCGAUGUGGCCGCCCUGGCCAGUAGACUUGCGGCCGCCCAGGCGGCAGGGUUGGCGGCCGCCCACAGCGUGCGCCUGGCGCGGGGAGACCUCUGCGCGCUGGCCGAGCGCCUGGACAUCGUGGCCGGCUGCCGCCUGCUACCCGACAUCCGCGGCGUGCCGGGGACUGAGCCUGAGCAAGAUCAGGGACCGCGAGCUUAGCCGUAACCCCGCCUGACUCUGCGCCCUGGGGGUGGUCCUUGGGGCCUCCGGGACCUGGCUGUGUAUCCUGUGUAGUCCCCUUCCCAUCUUGCUGUUUUGCCCCCAGGAUAACGCUCUGUGUGUGUAGAGGGGGCGGGUAAUAUUGUGCAGCCCCGCCCCACCUCUAGCCUAGGUUCCUCCCCACCCCGUCCUGUCCCCGUCGCUGCUCCCUGGUUCCGAGCCCGUCGCUGAGGCGUGGCUCCAGCCCUUGGGUAACCAGUCGCUCCUUGAUCUUUCUCCGUCCCGGGGUCUCACCUUGCUUCACCUUUUCUUGCGCUCUGCCUUUCUCGAGUUUGGUUUCUGCUCACAGGGCCUGGUCUUGCUUCUUUGCAUAGGAGCCCCAGAAUCUGGUGCAGGUUCCAUGGCAUCUUCCUUCACUCCCUUGUCUCUGCCUCUGGUCCUAGAACCAUUUUUA